Argiope bruennichi is the source of this 3415-nucleotide messenger RNA. RefSeq names its product putative sodium-dependent multivitamin transporter. The transcript has 13 exons. Gene Ontology annotation, biological process: transmembrane transport; sodium ion transport. The record is from RefSeq and is a predicted model, not a curated record. Gene Ontology annotation, molecular function: symporter activity. Gene Ontology annotation, cellular component: membrane. Bases 342 to 2096 code for a protein of 584 amino acids. Lineage: Eukaryota; Metazoa; Arthropoda; Arachnida; Araneae; Araneidae.
UCUAAAACUUUUAGACGAACGGUUCAUUUUUACAGAAUUAAGGAGCCAGUAUAAAUACAGCGAUGAUGCGUUUUUCAAUAAACUUCAAAUUUGCUUUUUUGCACCUCGUUUGCCCUUGAAUUUUCAAAACAUUGAUAUCCUCUUUGCUGAUGGUCUACUAUAUAUAUGAAACUUGUCACAAGACUCGCGUGAACAUCCUUGAUAAAUUAUCCUCUAGUGCGUCAUUUCCAACUAUUCUUGUCAUGAAAAAAAAAGUGGUUAAAGGCGUAAGCAACCGACAGAAAAAUCCAUAAGUAGUUCGGCGUGUGAUAGUAAACAAUAACAGUUUUAGCACACACAUCAUGGAUUAUUCAAAGGGUACAUUUACACUAAUUGAUUAUGUAAUUUUUGCAUUAAUGCUUGUUUUUUCUGCAAGUGUUGGUGUCUAUUAUCAUUUUGCUGGAGGUCGGCAAAAAACAAGCAAAGAAUAUUUCCUGGCGAAUAAAAAUAUGCCUAUUAUUCCUGUUGCUUUCUCUCUAAUGGCAAGUUUUAUGUCUGCAAUUACCAUUCUUGGUUUAGCAGCUGAGAAUUAUAUGAAUGGAAGCCAGUUUGUAAUAAUAAAUAUUGCAUAUAUAAUUGGAACACCCAUAGCUGCUUAUGUCUUUCUACCAGUAUUUUAUCAAAUGCAAGCUACAAGUGCUUUUGAGUAUCUUGAAAAACGUUUUAAUAAAGAAACUCGUCUACUUGCCAGUUCAAUUUUCAUUUUACAGAUGGUUAUAUACAUGUCUAUUGUUUUAUAUGCUCCGGCACUCACUCUGAGUGCUGUUACAGGUCUAUCGAAAUGGACUUCAGUAAUGUCCAUUGGAGUUGUUUGCACAUUUUACUGUACAAUAGGUGGCAUGAAAGCUGUUCUUUGGACUGAUUUGUUCCAGUCAUUGUUAAUGUUUUCUGCCGUUUUUGCUGUCAUUGCCAAAGGAACAAUAGAUGUUGGAGGUUUUUCUGAAGUUUGGAGGCUUGCAGACGAAGGGAAAAGAAUUGAGUUUUUUAAUUUUGAUCCAGAUCCAACUAAACGGCACACUGUAUGGACUCUGGCUGUAGGAGGAAUAUUCACAUAUGUAUCAGUUUAUGCAGUAAAUCAGGCUCAAGUUCAGCGACUUCUUACAGUUAAAAGCUUGAAAGAAUCUCAAAUGGCCUUGUUUUUGAAUUGGCCUCUCACAAGUCUCCUAAGCCUUACUGCAUCAUUUGCUGGCAUUGUUGUUUAUGCAAAUUUAGCUAAGUGUGAUCCUAUUUUGCGAUCUGAAGAAACUCAUAUUGAAAAAGCUGAUCAGAUUCUACCCUAUUUUGUGAUGAUAUCACUCACAAUGUUCCCAGGUCUUCCAGGUUUGUUUGUGGCAGGAGUGUUUAGUGCAUCUUUGAGUUCAGUAUCUUCUGCCAUUAAUUCAUUGGCUGCAGUGACUGUAGAAGAUUUUCUUUAUCCUUUAUGUUUCCAUCAUAUGUCCGAGAAAAGAGUCAAUUUUUUUACAAAACUUAUAGCACUUUCAUAUGGAAUUCUUUGUAUCUUGCUUACAUUCAUUGUUGAUCAUUUGGGAGGAGUGCUACAAGCUGCUCUUUCUUUAAUUAAUAUUGUUGGGGGACCAAUGUUAGGCCUGUUUUCUUUAGGAAUGUUCUUUAGAAGAACAAAUGUAAAGGGAUCAGUAAUUGGAUUUUUAGUCAGUUUGUGCCUGUGCUUCUGGAUUGGCAUCUCUGCCGUCAUGCGUUCUCAAAAGAUAAGAAUGGAUCAUCGGUCUACUGAGGAAUGUCCUACAAAUAGUUCCAGUAGUAUCAUGCAGUUUUCUAUUUACAAUUUUGCUAAUGAAACUUUUGAUGACAAUGCAACUAUUUCUACCAUGGAUUUUUCUGCAAAGGAGGAUGAAUACAUAUUUCCACUAUUGAAAUUAUCAUACAUGUGGUAUGCAGGUUUUGGCUACAUUGUAUGUAUUGUGGUUGGCUAUUCUACAAGUUUAAUAUGUGGCAAAAGAAGAUAUGUUAAUCCUGUGUUAUUGAGUCCUUUUGUACAAUCUAAGUCUUCCAUAAAAGAGCCAAUAUCAGAAGUUUUACAGUUGGAUGAAUGUACUUGAUAUUAUUAUUCAAUUAUUCCAUCUUUUACACUUAUGUCUAUUUUUUACAAUUAUACCAUGCAACAUAAUAUGUUUUGUAUCAUAUAAAAUGGACUGGUGUUCCUUAUACAUCUUUCUUUAUUGGUCUUCCUUAUCAGUCCAUAUAGUGAUAUUGGAGAUUAUAUUUUUGUGUAUGGUAUUGUGCUUACAUAGAACUGUUAUUUAUUAUUUAUCUGAAAUUUGUUUUUACUAGUUUUAUUAUUCAUUAAUGUGUAAAAUGUGAUGCUCUUUCAACAUAGUAUUAUUUGUUUAGUUUUAAGAAAUGCAUUUUUUUUUAAGAAUUCAUUUUCUUUUUAGGCCUUUUCAUUUACAAAGUUUUUGAAAUAUAACAUUUGUUGCAUUAUGUAUAAAGUUCCAUUAAACACCCAUUCUGUAUGACAUUGCUUUAGUUGUAAUGUUUCAGAUAGGACAAAUAUCUCACCAACAUCUAAUUUCUGAAAAAUAUUUUUUACUAAUUGACAAUGAUUUAAAUUCUUGUUAAAAUAAUAUCAAGAAUUAAUCACCAAUAUCAAGAAUUAAUGUUUGCUUAGUAAUCUUUUAUUUUCUUGUACAUAAAAUUUUGAAAUUAUCAAAGAAACUCAGCAUUUUAAACUUCUCAUAGUCUUUUUUGGUAUUAAGAAUGCAUAUUUAAUAUAAUAAAUAGACAUUACAAUGAAUUAGCUGAAUGAAAUUAGAUUGUUAAUCCUGCACUAAAUUUAUAGGUAUAUAAUUUUACUGAUUUGUACUUAAUUUGCUACAAAAAAAAUGUAAUUGUGUUUAACAAUGGGUUUUUAAUGUGAAUGUGUAGCUAGCAGAUGUUGUGGCAGGUAAUUAUUUAUUUUUUAAAAGGUUGCUCAUUUAUUUAUUAUUUGUAAUAUAUUUUUUUUAGUAGAAUAAAGCCUACCAAUGUUGUUUAGAGAAUCUCAGGUGAUAAAUUUUCUUUCAUAUUUAAGAUUUAGAGUUUAUAGUUUAUUGCUUUUUUCAAAAAUCGUAAUAAUUUAAAAGCAUUAAAUUUCUUUAUUGUAUUUUUGAUAGAAAAUAAUAUUUAUAUUAUGAAAAGUUUAUUUUUAUAACUACUUGUGUGUUAUCUAUUUAUUCUUUUACAUAUAAAAUAUAUUAUACAAAUGCUUGUAAUGCAUAUAAGAAAUUUUAUUUUUGAGUGAAAUAAUUUCUUUUAAAGUUUUAUUUAUUGUUUUUGCAACAUUUUAUUGAUCUGUUUUUGUUUGAUGCCUUUUCAUUGAAAUUUUACUGAAGUGUGAUCCAAGUGUUAAUCUCUUCAAGCUGUUUGAUGAAAGCAUUGU